GGGGGUUUCUUUGAAAAUUUGCUGAAGAGGAAGGCAACAUGCCUGCUGGAAUUACAGCCUUGCCACCAGCUACCAACGUAGAUCAUUUCAACCUCGAACGAAAGGAUCAUCCAGCGUUCACGAUCCUUCAGAAGGACGGUCUGGACACGAGUCUGCCUCUUCUUCACGUGAACGGCGACGAUGGUUCGAACGGAUCGGAAGUCCACGGACUCGAGAGCUUCAGGAACAACCUGUUUGAUCGGAAAUGCAUCAGCAGAUCGAACGACCAUCUGCUUCAAGCCGCGCUUCAAUACAAUCAAACGAAUCCGUUGAAGAAGAAGCCGAGAAGCCGAAGUCAAGACAGCGCUCGUUCGUCGGAGAAAAUUCCGGCCAUUAAACCGAGCAUCACUUUGUCGACUGAGAACUUCAACGAGGUUUUGAACGCGAAAUUGAAGAAACUACAGGAACAGGAGAGGCAGGAACAGCGUAGGAGCGGGAGGAAGAACGAGAACCUCGGGAGGAAACCGUUCAUCAGCACCGUGAAAACCGGCGAAUUCCUGAUGCCGCCGCCGGAAGUGGCGGCCUUACUUGGCAUCGCGCCACCCGCGAACGGCAGCAACGAAAUCGACGUUUGCCCUUUGCGGUCGAGAUUCAAAUCCCUCGUGUCGCUGGCCAGGAGGCCGGAAGUACGUCACAGCAGCCACAAUGCCAGGUGUCCGGCCGCGCUCAAGGCCACCGUCGACUACACCCUCGGAAUGAUGAACGCGACCACCAUCGCUGCAUCGACCUUGGACGACAGGGUGAAAACGAUCAAGAGAAACGACCCGACCGAUCAACCGAUUCCUUUCGGGAAUAUCAUGUUCGAUCGUCGGGUCGUUCGCGGAAGUACCUGCGCCACUGCCCCUAUUCUCGUCGACGGAGAUCAAUCGUUAGCAGCCAGGCAAGCGGAAGCUAGGCGAAGAAACCUUGCGAGAAAAAGAGCGCAAGCUCAAGCCUCGAAAGCGCUCGUCCUUCGAAAAGGUUCACCGCCUCCGGUUUCGGGUCGCAAACACGAGCCAGUGCAAACGGACCUCUUUCUCGAGGAGCUAUCGGAGAAACCAGAGGAAUCGGAAGUCGGAACGCAGACCGAUUACUUCUUAGACAGGCCUCCGACCCCCGAAUACUGUCCGCCGAAGGUUGGCGAAGAUGUUUGCACGCAAAUCGAACCCGGUGAUCUGUUCGACUUCGACUUCGAAGUGCAACCGAUCCUCGAGGUACUCGUUGGAAAGACGAUGGAGCAGGCGUUGAUAGAGGUCCUCGAAGAAGAGGAAAUCGCUGCUCUAAGAGAGCAGCAAAGGAAAUUCCGAGAGUUACGCGCUGCAGAGAAAGCAGAAGCCCGAAGAUUGGAAGAACAGGAACGAAGAAUCAGAGAAGAAAAGGAUCAACGAUUAAGGCAACACGAGAAAGCGAUGGUGUCUCAGAAGGAAACGGAAGAACGAAUCGCGGCGGCGACUCUUUUAACAGGAUACAUUGCCGAACUUCUUCCGGCUGUUCUAGAAGGGUUGAAAAUGUCCGGAUUCAUAUUGGACGAGAUCAAGGCUGAUGUCGAGGAAGGUUUUGUACCAUGGUUGAUGAAAGAGGUGAAGAAAGAGAUGGGGAAUAUGAUCGAGAGCAGAGAACUACUGAUGGAAAUCGUCAGAGAGAUUCUGGAGAGUCGUGCGGAGACUUACAGAAAACUUGGCGAGGAAUACGAUGCGUCGAGGAUGAAACCGUCGACGGAGCAUGUAGAAGGUGGUGGCAGCGAUCCAAAUUUCGUGAAUUAUCAACCCCCAGUUAUAGAAAACACGGAAGCUGUUUAAAAUACUCUUUAUUCGUCACGAAUCAAGGAGAGGAUGAAAUGGAAUUAAAAGGAGGGGUUCAAAUUAAGAGAAGACCAAUAGUGAUUCGAC
Messenger RNA from Osmia bicornis bicornis, 1907 nucleotides. It is a transcript of the gene Rsph3, whose product is annotated as radial spoke head protein 3 homolog B. NCBI's taxonomy places the organism in Eukaryota, Metazoa, Arthropoda, Insecta, Hymenoptera, Megachilidae. Gene Ontology annotation, cellular component: cilium. Bases 39 to 1817 code for a protein of 592 amino acids. The record is from RefSeq and is a predicted model, not a curated record. The transcript has 9 exons.